GACAUGCCUCGCCAAUUUCCCAAGGUCACUUUAAGUGAGGCUGAAGAGAGUCAACUUUUGGUGGAAAAAGUGUACGCUUCGGCCCUAAAAGAAGAAGACCAGAAGGAUGUUUUGUCCAUGUUCACGGUGCCUGAGGACUGCCCCAUUGGCCUACAGCAAGCCAAAGAGCAUGAGCUGAUGAAGGAGUUGGCAGAACAGCGCUCUGAGGAGAGUACCAAAAGGCGCAAAAGUUUGAAGAUGAUUCGUUCCCAGUCCAUGUCCAUGCAGAUCUCCGGAAAUCCAGAUUGGGCAUGGCCGCGGCCUCCAACGCCAUACGUGUCUCCUAGCUCCAGCUCGUUGUGUUCUUCAGUGCCAGAAUACUGCCCUGAUUACCAAAGGGUCACAAUUAGCGGUGAUUACUGUGCAGGAAUCACAGUGGAAGACUACGAACAGGCAGCUAAAAGUCUUCUGAAAGCCUUACUGAUUCGUGAGAAGUACUCCAAAUUGGCCUAUCAUAGAUUCUGCAGAACCACAGCGCAGUUCCUACGCAGGGCUGAAAACGUCAGAUGGUGUGAAGACGAGGAAGUUCAACCGGAUAUGUGCCCGUGCCCAACAAAGGACGAGGAUCCAUACAGUAUGGAAAAUAUCCCAGAGAACUUGACUUGUGAAUUGAAAUUGAAGGACGGAAUCGUGCAUGUGUACGACAGUGCUGAAGAUCGACGAGAAAAUCGUCCGCAUGACCUUCCCUAUCCGGAUCUGGAGACUUUUGCUGUAGAUCUCGGUCAUGUACUGGCAAUGAUUGCAGACGGACCCACGAAAACCUACUGUCACAGGCGCUUGAAUUUCUUAAGCUCCAAAUUUCAUCUCCACGAAAUGCUUAACGAGAUGGCGGAACUCAAAGAACUGAAAAGUGUUCCUCACCGAGACUUUUACAACGUGAGAAAGGUGGACACACACAUUCACGCAGCAGCGUGCAUGUCUCAGAAGCAUCUGCUGACGUUCAUCCAGGAAACAUACAACAGUGAUUCGGACCGCGUGGUCAUGAAAAAUGCUGGGCGAGAAAUGACUCUUGAACAGGUGUUUCACAGCCUCAAUUUGGACCCCUAUGACCUCACUGUGGACUCCCUGGAUGUACAUGCUGGAAGGCACACAUUCCAUCGCUUUGAUAAAUUCAAUUCCAAGUAUAAUCCUGUCGGAGCCAGUGAACUCAGAGAAAUAUUUCUCAAAACAGACAACCUUCUCAAUGGCGAGUAUUUUGCUCGCAUAAUCAAGGAAGUAGCCCACGACUUGGAGGAAAGUAAAUAUCAGCAUGCCGAGCCUCGCUUGUCCAUCUACGGACGCUCUCCAGAUGAGUGGCACAGCCUGGCCAAGUGGUUUAUUCUGCACAAAGUACACUCUCCAAACAUGAGAUGGGUUAUUCAAGUGCCCAGAAUAUAUGAUAUUUUUAGGUCAAAGCAGCUGGUGCCUAAUUUUGCCAAGAUUCUUGAGAAUAUAUUCCUUCCCCUCUUUGAGGCAACCAUUCAUCCUCAAACUCAUAAAGAGCUUCACGUGUUCCUCAAAUAUGUGUCGGGCUUUGACAGCGUAGAUGACGAGUCCAAGCACAGUGAUCACAUGUUUUCGUUUCGGAGCCCAAAGCCUGAACAGUGGACCGGAGAUGAUAACCCUCCAUACAGCUACUACCUCUUCCAUAUGUAUGCAAACAUCAUGGUCCUCAACAACCUCAGAAAGGAACGUGGCCUCAGCACCUUCCAGUUUCGCCCACACUGUGGAGAAGCAGGAUCCAUCACUCAUCUGGUAUCUGCCUUCCUGACAGCAGACAACAUCUCACAUGGGCUCAAUUUGAAGAAGAGCCCUGUGCUUCAAUAUUUAUACUACUUGGCUCAAGUACCCAUUGCAAUGUCACCCUUGAGCAACAACAGCCUGUUCUUGGAAUACUCGAAAAACCCUUUGCGGGAGUUCCUGCACAAAGGCCUUUGUGUGUCCCUAUCUACAGACGACCCCAUGCAGUUUCACUACACCAAGGAGCCCCUGAUGGAGGAGUACGCAAUUGCAGCUCAACUGUGGAAGCUCAGCACGUGUGAUGUGUGUGAAAUAGCCAGAAACAGCGUGCUACAAUGCGGACUCUCUGACCAGGAUAAGAAGCACUUCUUGGGGGUCAAUUAUCUCAAAGAUGGACCUGAGGGAAAUGACAUCCGUCGCACCAACGUGGCGCAGAUCCGCAUGGCUUACCGGCAUGAAACUUUGUGCAAUGAACUCAGUUUCCUCGUGGAUGCGGUCAAGUCUGAAGCUAUGAAUUCUGUUAUGUGA
Molecule: messenger RNA, 2286 nt
Organism: Nerophis lumbriciformis (worm pipefish)
Lineage: Eukaryota; Metazoa; Chordata; Actinopteri; Syngnathiformes; Syngnathidae
Source: RefSeq, a predicted model, not a curated record